UUAUUGACACUGCCCUCUCACAUCUCACGCUCCUAUUCUGAUGGAGUGCAAUAAUAAUGGCGUGUUAAGGGUUUGUUCAUUUUUGUAUUUCUAUAUUCAGAAUCAGAGAGUGUUCUCUAUCCCUAUUUCUCUCAAACCCUAAUUUUCAAAAUCGUGAGAAGUUUUGUCUCAAAAUUCAAAAAUGGUGAAAACUCAUUCGGGAGGUACAUCUAAAGAUGUUAAGCCAAAGAUUUCAUCGAAGAAGAAGGUUGAAGCUUCUAAGAAAACGAAGAAAGCAAACGAACCCAUUCUGUUUUAGUCCUUGAAACCGUUGAUGAACGUGGGAAUAUGGAGGAACAAGUUCGUGGUGUCGAGGAUCGAACAGCUGCUGAUGUUCAUGCUGAAGAAACUAUUUUCGUAACCUCAGGAGAUUGCCCUGUAUCUGAGGGAUUUGAAGGGCAAGUUCAAGAAAGUGCUAUUGUUGCCCAGAUUGAUCUUAACCAAUAAGCAACAAUGGAAACCGUAAAUAAGGGUGCUCAAGAUGAAGUUGAUAGGAUCAUUGAUUAAGUUGAUAGGAUCAUUGAUGAAGUUGUUGGGGAAGUUGUUGGUGAGCAACAAGGAAAUGCAUUGGAGAUUGGCACUGGUGCCGAUGGUGGUGCAGAUAUUGAUGCAGCUGCAGAGGAUGUCCCUGUUUCUGCUGAAAUUCAAGGUGAACAGAUUCCUGAAAAUAUGGCUGACGAUGUACCUAAAAAUGAUGACCCAGAAGAGUCCCAACCCGCCGGUGCGGAAGGUGAUCCAAAUGAGACCGGUUAUGCUGUUCAUGCUGAGCAUCAAGAGGAAACUGAAGUUUAAGUGAAUGAAGCUAAUGAGGAAGAGGAAGACCUUAAUUCUAUUCGUUUGUCGUCUGCUCUAGACCGUGUUCGAAAAAUAAAGUUCGGUGGAUCAUCGAGAGCCAAUCCCCUACCGGAGCCGUCUUGUCCAUCGAAACGGAGACUUCAAAAGUCGAAGUCUCCCGUUGGUGUUCGCGAGAAUAAAGCCCUUAAUGAGACGUAUUAUUAUGGCUCAGGCCGAAGUGAAGGAUUUCUACGCUAAUUUGAGUGGCAAAGUGUUGGAUCCUACAACUCUUGGGUAUCACAAAGCGUACAUGCGUGGAAAGAUUAUAGAACUUAGCCCCGUGGUGCUCAAUGCACUGUUGCUGCUACCUGCCAACGACGUCAAUAAGCUGGCAUCCGAAUUACUUAAGGAGUCAACUAGAGAGAUUGCACAGACAAUUUCAGCUGGGAAUGCAGUUACAUUUGGCCGUUCUGGAGUAACUGUCGUGAUGCUUACCAUGAAGUGUCAAUGUUUGUUUCGAUUUUGUGAAUGCAACGUGUACCGACGGUGAACACAGUGCCGUUAGUUCAAAUAUGGGUACUUUAAUUUAUGCUAUUGAUAAGAAUUUUGAGUUGAUUAACUUUGGUUUUUUGGUGAUUAAGAAGAUGAUAGAUUUCUGUUCGGAUUCGAGAGUGAAGUGGACUUGAUUGCCCUACCUGGGCGUGAUAAGCUUGUAUAUCACUUCCUAUGGAAUUCACCCUGAGCCAGAAGAAGAUAUGUCUGCCAUCCGAUUGUUCCUGGAUCAAUCUAACCUGAAACAGCUCCACAAUGAUUUCUUAAAUGGUGCCCCAUUGGGUGCUGAAGGCAGACUUGCUCGUUGCAAAUAAUUGCCCCAAAAUGUGAUGAAGGAGCAUAUUGCCUUGUCUGCCACCUUGAUUGAGCAAAAGAGAAGAGUUGCUCAGGCCUUCAGACUGUUGCCCCAUUCUAGUGCCCCUGAAGAGGAUAUGGAGGAUGAUGAUGAUGUUGAUGAGGAGGCGGACAUCCCUUUUUGGCCAUUGCUGCAAUGCAAGGGGAGAGAUGCAGCAGGAGGAGCGCUGGUUAAGGGGGAGUGCCUGUUGUUGCUAGUUUAUGCUAAUGUUUGCUGGUUUACGUUUCGCUUUUCCUGGUUUAUGUUGACAUUUUUACUGAACUGCUGGUGGUGUCUGUUGUCAAAACACCCACCUAAUUUGUCCAAGUUGUCUGUGGCUUGUUUUAUUGUUGGCCUCUAAUAACUGCACUGAAUUUCUUUGUCUCGUACCUGUAUGUUCGAGGUGCGUGUGAGUGGUACUCUAUCUUGAUGCUUUGUAUGCCUUGUUUCAUUGCCAAAAAAUAGGAGAUUGUUAUAGUAUGCAAAAAGCCAUAAACCCCUUUUUGCUGUUUU
Andrographis paniculata is the source of this 2212-nucleotide messenger RNA. RefSeq lists its product as uncharacterized. The record is from RefSeq and is a predicted model, not a curated record. The transcript has 2 exons. The coding region runs from base 1022 to 1363 and encodes 113 amino acids. NCBI's taxonomy places the organism in Eukaryota, Viridiplantae, Streptophyta, Magnoliopsida, Lamiales, Acanthaceae.